Helianthus annuus (common sunflower) is the source of this 1209-nucleotide messenger RNA. RefSeq lists its product as uncharacterized. NCBI's taxonomy places the organism in Eukaryota, Viridiplantae, Streptophyta, Magnoliopsida, Asterales, Asteraceae. The coding region runs from base 330 to 1040 and encodes 236 amino acids. The record is from RefSeq and is a predicted model, not a curated record. The transcript is spliced from 8 exons.
UGUCGAUGUUGAAGUAAUAGAUAGUCCAAUUAAACGAUUGAAACAUACUUUCAUUCCAGAUCAUCUCCGAUCCUAAAACCGUCUCACCUCCGUCGACCUCCAGUCCACUGCAACCGUCCCACCUCCGUCGACCUCCAGUCCGCUCGCAACAACCACCACCUCCAGCUUCUACGCUUUAAUCGCAGCCUAAAUCGCAUGUUUCAGGGAAAGGAUAUAUCAAUUUCGGCAACGCUUAUUAAUGUUGGGUUACUUCUGACACUAUAGUUUAUACUAGUUGCUGUAUUAGAGUUCGGCUAAGCUGUGCUGUGAGCAACUUUUAUGCGUUUGUGAUGCCUAAACGGAAGGCAAAGAAGGUUACUAAACCGUCUAAGUUGAAUGACUCACAGUGUAAUGUUGAUACACGUGUGUUGCCAGAAGAAAACGUGUUCAUUGACCAAGAAGUUAAGCGCCAGUGUGAUGCAAUCCGGACGAUUCGUGAUGUAGAGAUCGAAAGAUUACUUACUGCUAAACGUUUGCUGAGUUCUAGUAUUAGCGAGGAACAGCUACAGACCCCAUUACUUAAAUUCUUUGAGGAAAAUCUUCCGAACCUAAUGGUUUCAAGACCUGAGCAAAACGGACCGAUUGAAGUUAAACGGAAAAAUCAAGAUGGCGACAUAUCUAUGAACACAGCCGAUGGAGGAAACAUGAUCUCUUAUUUUCUACAACAUAUGUCCCGCGCUGCUCCUGAAUUCUCUACCGCAAUUCCAUCUUUUGGUGGCUUUGACUUUUCAAGUCAAACUGGAAGAACGAGCUUCAUUGGUGCUGAUAAUCUUCAGAUGAAGGAUUCCGUUCUAGAGGAGCCAUCUGACACUCAUAUUCUUGGCAUUGAAGAUUAUAUGCAAACUCCGGGGGUAAGUAGCGGGAGGUUGUCGGUUGGUAUGACGCCGAAAACUUUACGGCUUCCAAAACAGGGUGAGAUGCUUCUGUCUGUCCAUGGUUCGCCGCUUGGUGUUUACAAGGAAAACAACAUGGAUGCAAUACACGAGACAGAGGAAGAAUGAGCUGUUGGCUGCAGGUUAUUUCUUUUUAAAGCCUCGAAAGGUUUAUUUAGGGUCGCUUCUAAAGAUACUGCUAUAAUAAUAUUCAUCGUAUUAAAAAUGUAUGUUGCGUGUUGUUUUGUUAUGCUUAAGCUUUUCGCUUCAGUUUAUCAUGCUAUUUGCUUGCUUUUCA